Molecule: messenger RNA, 2316 nt
Organism: Aspergillus affinis
Lineage: Eukaryota; Fungi; Ascomycota; Eurotiomycetes; Eurotiales; Aspergillaceae
Product: WD repeat protein
Exons: 5
Coding region: 1-2316 (771 amino acids)
Biological process (GO): positive regulation of transcription by RNA polymerase I; positive regulation of rRNA processing
Cellular component (GO): nucleolus
Molecular function (GO): protein binding; RNA binding
Source: RefSeq, a predicted model, not a curated record
AUGACACCCCCAGAAGGCUGGACAUUAUCAAAUACCAUUGCGGGUCAAUUCAGCAACUUAGACCCAGUCCUUACCUCUGAUGAACAGUACCUUUUUGUUGGGCUUGAGUCGGCUAUUCAUGUCUACUCCGUUACUACGUCUCGUCUCUACCGUACACUGCAGCUGAAAUCCGGCCAACACAUUGUUGGAUAUGCGCUUUCACCCGCCAACCAGGAGGAUCUGUUUAUAUUCACUUCAACUGGCUCGGUGACUAGAUGGGAUUGGCUUUCUGGUGAACAGACUUCAUGCCUGGACUCUCGAGGCAAGACAAUAUCGAUUGACUUGAGCAUCCAUGAAACUGAUGACCAUACGGGGUUCCGCCUCACAUCCUUGCGGGAGCAUAAAGAUGGGAAGAAGGAAAUAGUGAUCACCACACUGAGCGACGGUAACCCACGUGAAACACUCGUCCUUCAGACGGCUGCUCGAAUCAGUCAGAUCAAGGUUGUGCGCAAUGGACAGGUCAUUGUCGCAUAUGGCAGCCAGAAUGUUCUUCUCGGGGUGGCUUGUACUGAAACCACAAAUUCGGUACCUUCGUACUCCUGGCGCGAAGUAAAGUUACCUGUCAACAUAACCUGUCUUGAUUUGCGGUGCACCCCCCGAGCCGAGGAGUCCACUGUAGGCGGAAAAUCACGCGCAGGGGAGGUCGACCUUGUUUUGGGAGACAUAUACGGCUCCAUAUUGCUGUAUCAUGACAUUAUCGGUUCAUUUGAAGAGGACAACUCUGAAAUGUCAAGGAAGCCAGCACCAAGACGAUUGCACUGGCAUAGAGGACCUGUCAGUGCGGUUCGGUGGUCAAGGGAUGGGAAUUACAUUAUUUCUGGUGGCCAUGAAUCUGUUAUGGUUUUAUGGCAGCUGGAAACGGGAAGAAAACACUUCCUUCCUCAUCUCUCGUCUCCAAUUUGCAACAUCAUAGUGUCUUCGACUGGAAACACCUAUGUUGUCAAAUUAGCCGAUAAUUGUAUCAUGCUGCUAUCCGCGAGGGAAUUGCAACCGUUUGCCACCAUCAUUGGUCUGCAACUAUAUCCGAAGGCGACUAGGCCUCAGGAUCGAUCAGUACCACUAUCGACUUACUGCGCGCCCCAAUCCACUACAGCCGCGCUACACCCUCAGCAUCCUGAUCGGAUUCUGUUAGCCGUCCCAGCCUCUCGUCAAUUGACACAGUGUGGUCGCCCGUUGCCGAAUUCUUCUGUUCUACAGACGUAUGAUAUCAACACGAACAGCCACCUCUCUCGGCAAGCACUUGCACGUACGAACGCAACUACUUUGAGUGUUAGCCCUGAAGGUUCGCAAAUAGUUGCCCCGGAUGUCGUUCAUUUAAGUAUUUCCCAUGACGGGAAGUGGAUGGCUACUGUCGAUGAUUGGUGUCCAUACCCACAGGACGUCGAAGCUUUGGAGCUACUAGGUCAAAAAGAAGCGACAUGCAUCACAGUACGGGAGACGUACUUGAAGUUCUGGAAGUGGAAUACCGUUUCAGGUACUUGGGAAUUGGCGACGCGUGUCGAUGGGCCUCAUUUUUCACGAGAUGGCCCUCUCCCGGUGCUGGAGCUCGCUUCUCGGCCACGAAGCCAUGAAUUCGCUACCAUUGGCCUCGAUAUGGUGUCGGUUGACCCGUCGGAUGCUGGCCUAGCUAUUCUCAUUGACGCGCAAAGCUGUGAAGUCCACUACAGCAGAACCGGCUUGUACACUGAACAGUCUCUGUCGAUUUGGAACAUUGUUGAUGACACGGUGAGGGUGGUUCCUUUGGCCGGAGGCAACUCUCCUGCUACCGCUUCGCCCUUGCUGGCUGUGAGUCCCAUGACCGAGACAUUUGCCGUCGCUACUCCCGAUGUGCAGGAAAAUCAACCCGCGAAGAAAACACGGCAACCUCAGUUCCGUGUACGGGUCUAUGAUAUUCACUCCUUGUCCUUGGUUUAUCAAUCUCCGCUCAGGUAUUGCCCUCUGGCCCUGCUUGCAGACCCAAGUUCUGUUGAUUAUAUCAUUGUGGAUUCUGCGGCCAAUAUACAACGACUUGGUAGCACGAAAAAGAUUUCUCAUCCCAGCCAGUCAUCUCCUGACACGGCUAUUCAUCUUCAUUCCGGCCUUGCGAGUUUGUUUGGCAGCAAACUCCGUGGGACCGGCAUCACACCCCUUCCCCAUGGGUCUGAUUCCUUGCCUCGCUCGGAUCCAUCAACCGCUCAGAGCAAAAGUCUGGCUAGCGUCUUUGGCGAUGUUCCCCCUUUCGUUUUGCCUCCCGCCAAUAAACUUUUUCACGACGUUGUGCAUGCGCUUUCCGGCUAA